AAUUCUUCAAUCCAAACAACCUCCUUUCCUUCCACGUUAAUUUUCUUGGUGGGUUACAGUGGGCCGGCUCCCCGCCUGCCGUCCCUCCGCCUCCUCUCUCUCAUUUUUCCUUUUUAUUUUUAUUUUUAUUUUUAUUUUCUGUUUCUUUUUGCCCGUCCGUUCCUCCGCCGUCUCAUUCUCCAUCCAGUGCGCCUCUCCGCCUCCUCUUCUCCGCCUCCUCGAUUCUAGGGUUUCGUUUUCGGUGUCGCCCGAACUCCACCUCCCUCCUCGAUCUCCAUUCGCUUCUGGGGUUUUCAUCUUCGGAUUCGUGGAAGAAGCAGCUAAUCGAGCGGCUUUUGCGGUAGAGGAAGCUCAUGGAACAAAUCUCGGUAUAGGAACCUCUCGUGCUCUUCUCAGAAUCACGAAUUGCGGGGCUAUGAGCGGCGGCGGCGGCGGCGGCAAGCCACGCCCUCCUCCCGACCCGAUCGCCGUCAUGAGGGGCCAUCGGGCGCCCGUCAUGGACGCCUGCUUCCACCCUUCCCGCCCUCUACUCUUUUCUGGCUCUGCAGAUGGAGAGCUUCGUGUCUGGGACACAGCACAGCACCGCACGCUCUCCUCCACCUUGGCUCAUGGUGGAGGUGCUGGCGUGUAUUCUGUUGCGACCAAUUUCGCCAUAGGCAACAAAGUUGUGAGUCAAGGUAGAGAUGGAACAUGUAAAUGUUGGGAGAUUGAAGAAGCUGGUCUGUCUAGGAAACCUUUGGUCACAUUUAGAACGAACUCGUACCAUUUUUGCAAGAUUUCGUUGGUGAAGUCUGCCUCUUGUUCGUCACAAUCUAGCAAAGCAAUCCCUGCAAGCGAACGUAUUGUGGAAUCUGAUUACUCCAUUAAUGAACUUGAAGAAAACAAGAAAAAUGGUGUUUCAAAGGAGAGCAUUAGAUUUUCCGAUGUCAAUUGUGCGGAAAGAUCUCAAGCACACCUUAAAGACUUUUCAACAAUGGGUGAAAGAAAAUUGAUGGCUCUUGCUGGUGAAGACUCUUCUAUGGUUGAAAUAUGGGACCUGGCAACUGCGAAAAAGUUGAUGCGUUUCCCCCAGACCAGCAAUGUUGAUGCUGCUAGUCAUCCUACGAUGCAAAGAGGAAUGUGUAUGGCUAUUCAAGCUUUCAUACCAUCCGAAUCAGGGUGUUCCCUAAAUCUUUUGUCUGGUUAUGAAGAUGGAAGCAUGCUUUGGUGGGAUAUACGAAAACCUAGUUUACCUCUAUCUACUGUCAGAUAUCAUUCUGAAACAGUUUUAUCUCUUGCAGUUGAUGGGACAUGCAGUGGUGGCAUCUCCGGAUCUGCUGAUAACAAAAUAGUGAUGUUUUCUUUAGACCAUAGAAUGGGAACUUGUACCAUGAGAAAAGAAAUAAGUCUAGAGAGGUCCGGCAUAGCAGGCACAGCAAUUCGAGGAGACAACAAGAUUGCAGCAACUGCUGGCUGGGAUCAUAGAGUGCGGAUAUACGACUAUCGCAAGGGAAAUCCUCUGGCUAUUCUGAAGUAUCACAGCGCUUCGUGCAACGCGGUGGCGUUCUCUGCAGACUCCAAACUGAUGGCUUCCUGCUCGGAGGAUACGACAGUGGCAUUGUGGGAAUUAUACCCUCCGAAAGGCACAAGUUGAGAUUGGGCACAAGUCCGUAAUCUGAGAAUGAACACUUAUAUAUAUCCCCGCUUGUCACAUUUUGUGUAACACAACGUUUUGCUUUAAACACGGCGUGUGGCACGUGACCUGUAAAUUAGUUCGUUAUCUAUUUAUUCGGCAGGGGAACUUUUCCUUUUAUUGGCACA
Ananas comosus (pineapple) is the source of this 1800-nucleotide messenger RNA. Its product is annotated as protein DECREASED SIZE EXCLUSION LIMIT 1. Gene Ontology annotation, molecular function: protein binding. The transcript has 13 exons. NCBI's taxonomy places the organism in Eukaryota, Viridiplantae, Streptophyta, Magnoliopsida, Poales, Bromeliaceae. The record is from RefSeq and is a predicted model, not a curated record. Bases 416 to 1633 code for a protein of 405 amino acids.